AUGGAUAAGCUCAAUGAUAUGUUCAACAUCGAGGUAUUUGCUAUUCGCUUAACAAGUGCAAGUGGGGUAAAUGUACUAUUAUCGGUUGUUUAUAGACCACCAACAUCUGACUCAUUAUGGCUCGAAAAAUUUAGGGAAUAUUUAACAUACGCGAGCAGAGUCUGCGACGAAUAUAUAAUCGUAGGUGACCUUAACUUCCCUGAUAUUGACUGGAACACCAAUUAUCCAGUUCAAUCAAGUAACCCUGCUCAGGCCUUGCUUUUUUGUGAGAUAAUUGAUGAUUUUUUCCUUUAUCAAAUGGUGAGGGACCCUACUGGGGGAUCUAAUAUUCUUGAUCUUGUGUUGACAAAUAACGAAAGUCGAGUUUCUGAUGUUGAAGUCAUCGAACCGGCUAAUAUGAAUAUACAUACAGACCACUCUGGGGUUGUUUUCAACAUAACAAGAAAUUUUAAGACGUCAUACACGAGUAAGCGUAUUGUUUAUAACUAUAAGAAAGGCGAUUUUGAUGGCCUGAGGAAUGCUUUGAGAUUGCUUAAUAUAAAACAUAUCGUUUUUAAUGAUGUUGGGGCUGAUAUUAACGACGAUUGGCACAAUUGGAAAACUGUUUUCAUGAAUGCUGUUAUUGAUUUUAUCCCAGUAACACACCUUCAAGGAAAAGACGUUCCCCCAUGGUUUGAUAGUGAAACAUUGCGCUUAAUAAGAAAGAAAAAUUCCAUCAGAAGGCGAGCAACGAAAAAUUUUUCAAGUGGACUUUGGACUGUAUUUUCGACUUUACGUAAACAAGUUAAGAACAUUAUUGAACGUAAAAGAAGAGAGUAUUUUUUCUCCAUAUGUUCAACAUUGAAAUAUAACCCCAAAAGGUUUUGGUCUGUUUUUAAAAUAAAGUCGAAGGCAUCACAAUUACCCUUGAAAUUAAUUGGAACACAUACGGAUGCCAAUGUAGUUGCUAUAACACCUGAUGAGAAGGCGACGCUGUUCAACGAAUAUUUCCAUUCGGUUUUUGAUAAAUCGGAAGAACCUGUUCUCGCGGGUGAUAAUCCUAGGCCAACUGUUGUUACUACACUCACUGAAAUUGUUUUAGAUCAAAUGGAAGUGGAAGCAUUGUUACUAUCUAUAGAUCCCUCCAAGGCACAGGUCCUGAUCAAAUUCCAGCUCGACUCCUAAACGAAUGUGCUCAAGAAAUAUCGGAAUCCCUUUGUCUUCUGUUUAAUAAAUCAUUGCACACUGGAAUUUUCCCACAACAGUGGAAACUAGCCAACAUUGUACCAAUUCUAAAGAAAUGUCCUGCCUCAAAUGUGCAAAAUUAUCGCCCCAUUUCUUUGUUGUCAAAUAUUGGGAAAAUCUUUGAAAGGUGUGUUUUUAAUCGAGUUAUAAAUCAUAUUAGUAAUCAGUUACAUAACUUCCAACAUGGCUUCCUGAAAGGAAAAUCUUGUACUACCCAUCUGUUACAAGUAAUAGACGAAAUUGGAAGAAGUUUGGAUUGUGCAGAACAGACUGAUAUUAUAUAUCUUGACUUUGCAAAAGCAUUCGACAAAGUCAACCACUCCUUGUUAUUGGAUAAAAUCAGUGGCUUUGGAAUUGACGGUAAUUUGUUGAAAUGGUUUGGAAAUUAUCUAUCUGAUCGUCGUCAGCAGGUAACUAUCCCUGGAUCGACUUCGGGGGUUUUGCCGGUGCUCUCCGGUGUACCUCAGGGGUCGAUUUUGGGACCCCUCUUGUUCCUCAUGUUUAUCAAUGAUCUCCCUGACAGCGUUAUGGAGAAUUCGGAUGCAAAGAUGGUAUUGUUUGCCGAUGACUCUAAGAUUUAUAAAACUAUCAGGACUACAUCGGAUUGUAUGGACUUGCAAACUAGCAUUGACCGAACAUCCAUAUGGAGCUGUGAAAAUAAAAUGCUUUUAAACAGUAAGAAAUGUACUAUAGUAAGUGUGAAUCGUAAAACUCAGCCUACUACAUUUUCUUAUACUCUUGGGGGAUUACCUUUGGGAAAAACAAACUGUGAAAAAGACCUUGGGGUGUUAAUAAAAAGCGAUCUGAAGUGGGACGCGCAUGUUUUGUCAAUUCCAAAGAGGGCUAACAACGCUUUGGGGUACAUUAGAAGAGGGACAACAGGAUUCAAUGACGUUGAUACAAGGAAAGUACUCUAUAUGGCGUUAGUAAGAAAUCAUUUAGUUCAUGCAUCGCAAGUUUGGGCUCCACAGUCAGUACAUCUAAUCAAGCAAUUGGAAUCUUUGCAGAGAAGAGCAACAAAGUAUAUUCUAUGCCUACCAUAUGAUACUACUAUUACAUACAAAGACCGGCUCUUAAAAUUAGAUCUUUUACCAAUGUCGUAUUGGCAUGAAUAUUUGGAUGUGUUGUAUUUGUAUAAGUUGGCAUCUGGCAUGCUUUCUUUAAAGUUGCAUGACUUCUUAAAAGUUAAACAACCAUUACGUGUAACGAGAAGAAGUAAUCCUUCAUCAGGUUUAAUGUUUGAUAUCCCAAAAGUACGUACAGUAACAUAUCAAUCUAGUUAUUUUAUUCGAACUGCUAGAAUUUGGAAUGAACUGCCAUCAUCCAUACGAUUAUUAGAAACUUUAUGUCAGUUUAAAAAUAGUCUAUUGAAAUACUACAAAGAUUGUCUAAAAACUAUUUAUGACACUGACAAUCCAAGAACUUGGAAAACUAUAUGUCCAAAAUGUCAUAACUGUUCUGUUUUAGUAAAGCAAUCACAGUGUUGCUGA
Molecule: messenger RNA, 2714 nt
Organism: Paramuricea clavata
Lineage: Eukaryota; Metazoa; Cnidaria; Anthozoa; Malacalcyonacea; Plexauridae
Source: the annotation of a GenBank genome assembly